GUUCAGUUUAUGGAGCUGCUUCUCCAAACUUAAAGUUUAAUCAAAAUCACAGUAGGAUCUGUAGUAAUGAAAGGAUUCGGAUUAUUGUCGAUCAUUGUUAGCGUCUUUCCCGCGGCGCACAUGGCGAAAGUCUUCGUGUACGGGACGCUAAAGAAAGGCCAGCCCAACCACUUCAUCAUGAAGGAUCAUGCCAAGGGUCAGGCCGAGUUUGUGGCUCACGCUCGCACCGUUGACCCAUACCCGCUCGUGAUCGCAACCGAAUACAACAUCCCCUUCCUCCUAGUCCUGGACAAACCCGGGACGGGUCAGCGCGUUCACGGAGAGAUCUACAGCGUGGACCAGAAGAUGCUGGAGUUCCUGGACGAGUUUGAAGAGUGUCCACAGAUGUACCAGCGCACACUCAUCCGGCUGGAGGUUCAGGACGGGCCCGGUGGAAGCACACCGGAGACUGGAAGUAGCAUCGAGGCUUAUGUGUACACCACAGACACAUAUGAACCCGAGUGGCUCGAAAAAACAACAUAUGAGAGUUAUGAUUCUAACGGUGAUCACGGCCUGCCUUAUGUGCCACAUUAAUUUAAUUUACUUUUUUUAAUUUACCAUUCAGGCAUUUUACAACAAAACUGUGUUGUGCAUUGUUUUUAAAAAAUAAAUUUUUCUGUCCUGUCAUGACAGUGAGAUUAUUUAGCUGUUUUAUUUCCUUCCGUAUGUCCAGUGACAAGUAUACAAUACUGUAUGCUAAUUGGAGGGGGUGGGCGAUGAUGGUUUGAAAAAUGUUCACCUGGCAGAGUCCCUACAUACAAGUCAAAUCACCUUCAUUUCUAUAGCGCUUUAUAAAAUACAGUUUGUUUCAAAGCAGCUUUACAGAGAUAACAGGAAAAUAGUGAGUCAAUUAAACAGGGUUCAUUCUACUGUAAAGUGUCUCUAAAUAGAAAAAUUGAGUCAUUGUUUAGUGUCCGGGAGACUAAUGGACAUAUGGAAACAUGAUGAAUGCAAAUGCCAACUAGUCCUUGAAAAUGAAACUAAAAACACAGAUCGUGACAGCAGGUUUGGUUUCGGUUAAAGUUUAUUUACACUGAUUAUUUGAAGAAAAACUUGAUUUAAGAGUUGAUGUCAAGCUCUGUUUUAUACCCUGUGAAGUAAACAGUCAUGGUUGGUUAUAUUGCUGCUUGUAUAUUGCUUGAUAUCAUGUUUUUGCCUAUGUGUAGGGCUAUACAUAUUUGUUAUGGGUGAAUAAACUCUCUAACAGUG
Messenger RNA from Pimephales promelas (fathead minnow), 1248 nucleotides. RefSeq names its product gamma-glutamylaminecyclotransferase B. Gene Ontology annotation, cellular component: cytosol. Gene Ontology annotation, molecular function: gamma-glutamylaminecyclotransferase activity. NCBI's taxonomy places the organism in Eukaryota, Metazoa, Chordata, Actinopteri, Cypriniformes, Leuciscidae. The record is from RefSeq and is a predicted model, not a curated record.